UGUAAUACGGUUGACUGAAUUUAGAUUGUAGAUACUAAUUGUUUCGCCAGUUCGUGUUCGACGAACAUAUGCAUGAAUGAAGUACAAAAUAUAAAUGCUAUAAGUCGAACAUCGUCAUCUUCGUCAUCAUUAUCGAAUAGUGAAGUUCGAAAUUUACUAACUAUGGAACAAAUUGAAGAAAAUCGUAGUAAUUUAAUUGGGUUUAAUUUGUUAGUAUGGAUAACCGAAGGAUUAGGAAUUAUUUUGUUCUGUUUAGUAUUAUUUUGGAGUAUACAUUUUGGAGGUGGAUUUGCUUGGAGCUCAGACUUGAAUUUACAAUUUAAUUGGCAUCCGUUUUUCAUGGUCACAGGAAUGGUUAUUUUAUAUUCACAAUCAAUUUUAAUAUACAGAAUAUUCCGUGAAAAACGUAAACGUCAAUUAAAAAUUCUACAUGCUGCAUUACAUGGAAUUGUAUUUUUAUUGGCUGUUAUUGCAUUGAAAGCUGUUUUCGAUAACCAUAAUUAUUCAACACCACCAAAACCAAAUUUGUAUUCGUUACAUUCGUGGAUGGGCCUAACAACAGUUAUUUUAUUUGCUUGCCAGUAUGUUUCUGGAUUUGUCACCUUUCUGUAUCCUGGUCUACAACUUUCAGUUAAAGUUUUGUACAUGCCAGUUCACGUAUUCUUUGGAUUAGCUGGAUUUGUAAUGGCUGUUGCAACUUGUAUUAUUGGAUUGAAUGAAAAGGCUUUCUUAAAAUUAUCGGCAACGUAUGGUGAUUUACCUUCUGAAGGAUUGCUGGUAAACUUCAUUGGUACUAUAUUAUUAAUUUUCUCAUUUUUUGUAAUAUACAUAGUUACAAAAUAUGAAUAUAAAAGAUUUGCAAAAGAUGAAGAUGGUAAUUUAUUGACUGGUCGUCAAGACUGAAUUAAAUAUCGAUCAAUCUACAAUAAAGAAAAUAUCA
Molecule: messenger RNA, 940 nt
Organism: Chrysoperla carnea
Lineage: Eukaryota; Metazoa; Arthropoda; Insecta; Neuroptera; Chrysopidae
Product: lysosomal membrane ascorbate-dependent ferrireductase CYB561A3-like
Exons: 5
Coding region: 73-903 (276 amino acids)
Molecular function (GO): oxidoreductase activity
Source: RefSeq, a predicted model, not a curated record